Molecule: messenger RNA, 7410 nt
Organism: Ostrea edulis (European flat oyster)
Lineage: Eukaryota; Metazoa; Mollusca; Bivalvia; Ostreida; Ostreidae
Product: E3 ubiquitin-protein ligase HACE1-like
Exons: 26
Coding region: 63-2786 (907 amino acids)
Biological process (GO): proteasome-mediated ubiquitin-dependent protein catabolic process; protein polyubiquitination; positive regulation of protein catabolic process
Cellular component (GO): nucleus
Molecular function (GO): protein binding; ubiquitin-protein transferase activity
Source: RefSeq, a predicted model, not a curated record
CGCCAAUUUUUAUUUUGAAGCAUGACAGUCAUGAUGUCAAACUAGGAAGAAGAAAGAAAAACAUGGAGUUUCUUAAAGAUCUAGCGGCCUCUUUAAGAAGUGCAAGGACUGUAGAAUUACCCAAAGAUGAUAAAUCUGCAUUUUAUAUGCUGAUGUCCAUGGUUAUAGCCAAUCAACACAGAUCUGUAUCAGAAUUAUUGUCCACCUCCAAAUUUGACAUCAACUUUGCACCAGGGAGAGGACAUAGAAAUCUUCUUCACAUUGCUGCCAACUGUGGUUCGUACGAGUGCUUGAUGAUCCUGCUGAAGAAGGGUGUAAACAUCAAUCUCCAGGACAUGUCUGGCUGUACGCCAUUACAUCUGGCUGCCAGAAAUGGACAGAAGAGGUGCAUUAACAAACUGCUGGAGUACAAGGCAGAUGUCAACAUCAGAAACAAUGAAGGAUUGACUACAAUUCACUGGCUGGCUGUCAAUGGUCGUACAGAGGUCUUACAUGACCUGUUCGCAUAUGUCCCAGAUGUUGAUGUAGAGGAUGCCCAAGGACAAACUGCAUUACACGUAGCCUGUCAAAAUGGCCACAAGUCAACUGUAGUGUGUUUAUUGGAUCAUGGAGCAGAUGUCAACAGACCGAAUCACAACGGAUGGACUCCUAUACACUUCGCAUGCAGUCACGGCCAGCACGACACUGCUGACAUUUUGCUGAGGAGGGGCUCUAGGUUUAAUGGGGACAACUUUGGGAAAACCCCUAUGGAUCUCUGUUUAGAGGGAGGUUACAGUGAGACGUGCAGCUGUCUUCUAGACCAUAUGCCAAAGUUGGUGGAACAGCUUGUCACCAGCGUCAGAAGUGAGAAGAUUAAAGAGGCUGAGUAUUUGAAAGUUCUGAUCCACGUCAGUUCUCGUGGAAAUGGCUGGGCUGAUAUACUUCUGACUAGACUGUCAGAGGAGGCCUCCACAAUAGGUCACAGCUUACUGAGUGUUUCCAGCAACAUAAAGACCCAAGUGUCAUGUCUCCUGAAAAGUGUAAGAGUAUUGUGUAAAUUAUAUUCCCACAUCUACCAAUCAGCAUCUACCUUGUCAAACUCCAACCAGUCAAAUACCCUGAAAGGAGUUACAAGGGUGUCACCCAAAGCUGUUGAAGUAUUUGGACCACUUGAAAUGUUAUGGCAGCUACUAGCAGAUUGGCUCUGUCUUUUGAAAUUGGAAUUCAAUAAGGAGGACAAUUCUGUAUCAGAGAAAGGUCAAACAGGAGAGUCUGUCUCAAAGCAACACACUCAGUCUGAGAAUGAUCAGAAUGAGAGUCAGUCAGUUCCUGAGUGCAAUACGGAGGUGAAUCGUAAAUCAUGUGAUGAAGAGAAGAUCCUGAAAAGUCUGUGCAUGGAUCAGGAUGUGGUGGGGGUUAUAUUGCCCAGGAUUUGUGGGAUCAUCCAUGCGUUUUAUGUCUGUUGCACCUGUCAACAUGGACAUCCUCAAAUGACGUCCCCGAGAUUUAUAGAAUUUGUAUGUCAACAUAACAGGGAGCUGAAACUUCUUGUUGAAAGAAACCCAGAAGUUAUUUUUGACCACUUUCACUUUCUGUUGGAAUGUCCAGAGUUGAUGUCUCAGUUCCAUCACAUCAUUAGAGCACAGCCUUUUGAAUCCAGAAGAGGAUGGUUCUACAAUAAUUUGGACAGAGAGGGAUCGAGUGGGGAAAUCAUUCAUUCUCCUCCUUCUGAAGACGAGGUUCUGGUGAUAAGUAGAGAAAGAAUGUUCCACAGCAGCUGUGAAAGUAUGAUUAAACAGCCUCUGAACAGACUGAAGAAAGGACUGGCCAUCAGGUUCCAAGGAGAAGAAGGAAUGGGGUCGGGUGUUGUACGAGAGUGGUUUGACGUUUUGUCCAGGGAAAUUCUCAAUCCAGAUUAUGCCUUGUUUACUCAGUCUGCUGAUGGCUGUACUUUCCAGCCCAACAGUAACUCGGCCAUUAACCCAGACCAUCUGAAUUAUUUCCGGUUUGCUGGACAGACACUUGGACUAGCUCUCUAUCAUCAACAUCUCCUCAGCGUUUACUUCACAAGAUCUUUCUACAAACACAUACUUGGUAUCCCUGUAAAUUACACAGAUGUGGUUUCUAUAGACCCAGAGUAUGCUAAAAACCUACAGUGGACUCUGGAUCACAAUAUUGAGAACAUUGGGCUUGACCUAACAUUCUCCGUGGAGACGGAUGUGUUUGGAGCUAUGCAAGAAGUGGAACUAAAACCAGGAGGUGCCAGAAUACCAGUCACAGAGAAAAAUAAGCAAGAGUACGUCCAGCUAGUGACGGAGCUUCGGAUGACUCGAGCCAUCCAGCCCCAGAUAGACAGCUUCCUGUCAGGAUUUCACGAGUUUAUACCUCAGGCUCUUGUCCAGAUGUUUGACGAAUAUGAACUGGAGCUGAUGUUGUCAGGAUUGCCAGAAAUCAACAUUGCGGACUGGAGGAAGUACACAGAGUAUAGCGGAUAUGAUGAAAACUCUCCUCAGAUACAGUGGUUUUGGGAAGUGGUGGAGGGGUUCAAUCAGCAAGACAGGGUCCUACUGCUGCAGUUCUCUACAGGAAGCUCUCGUGUUCCGUUUGGCGGGUUUUCUAAUCUUGGUGGUGGAGGGGGACCACAAAAGUUCACUAUCAGCCAUGUCACCUACCAAGCUCAGCUCCUUCCCACGGCCAGCACUUGCAUCAACCUCUUGAAAUUACCAGAGUAUUCUACUAAACUUGAGUUAAAGGACCGCUUGAUGGUUGCUCUUCAGUGUGGUAGCCAAGGAUACACCAUGGCGUAGUCAUGGAUACUUGUGGCUCUUCCAUGUGGUAGCCAAGGAUACCUUAUGGCGUUAUCAUGGAUACUUGUGGCUCCUCUGUGUGGUAGCCAAUGAUACAGUAUAGUGUAGUCAUGGAUACUAUCGCCAUGGAGAACAAGUGUCCCCAUGUGUCAUUAUAGAUCAUCCUGUUUAAGACAAAGUCCAAUCGUGCUAUAAGAAUGCAAUAUCUUAAUUUUACAAUGCUAGAAUUUUAUUUUGUUCCAAUGCUGUUACUCAUGGAGUUUUUGAUUUUGUGCUAUAUGAUUAUUUUCCAUACAAUUAUAGCAUGCCAUUAUAGUUUUGCACAUUUCAUGCAAGAAUCAGUAACCAUAAGCAAUGGUAAUUUUCCAACCCAGAAAUUCAGUUAAAGCUACCUUUUGAAGUUCUUAAUACUUAGCAAUGCAUGUUUGUUCCAGUUUUUAGCUCACCUGAGCUAUAAACUCAAGUGAGCUUUUCUGAUCAUCAGUUGUCCCAACUUGAGCUGCAUUCAUCUGCCUGUCGGUAAACUUUACCAAUUUUGAACUUCUCCAGAACCACAGGGCAAUUUCAUCCAGAACCACUGGGCAAUUUCAUUCAAACUUGCGAAAAGGCAUUCUUGGGUAAAGGGGAUUCAAAAUUGUUCAAAUAAAGGGUUACACCCUUUUCAAAAGGGAGAUAAUCAAGACAUAGUGAAAAUACGCUUGGAUCUUUUAAAAAUCAUCUCUAUAAAUGAACCACAUAUCCGGAAAACACUAAUUUUAUGCUAAAUGCAUAGUCAUGUAGAGCAGAAAGGUCUGUACCCCGGGGGUAGAGGUUCUGACUCCAUGGUGGGGCAAUAUUUGGCAUACAGUCUUUACAGCAUUUAUUCAGUUUAUUUAUUGACAUCACCAUGUUGGCAUACAGUCAAAAUAACAAAACAAAUGACAGAUAACAAAAAGAAAAGAAGAGAAGAGAAAAAAAAAUAUGACACAAUGACUAUAGCAUAUAAUAUAUAUUCAUACGGUUCUCUGCAUAAAGCAUCUAUCUAAAUAAUUACACAAACAUUUUGUAAUAUUAUCAUCACAUGUGUGAACAAUUUCUUUAUUGGGAUCAGUACCACAGUAUAAUUUAUCACUAAAAAUAUCAUAAUUUUGAAAUCGAAGUUUAUCAUACACAGGGCUGUAAAGUACAAAAUGUUUUUCGUUUUCAACAGAUAAUCUACAAGCAUAGCAUACACGUUUUUCCUUCGGAUUAUUGGUUUACAAUAUCUACCUGUUUCAAUAAAUAGUGAAUGUGCACUUGUUCUUGAUUUCGUUGCCUGUGAUCUUUCACACUUUUUCAAAGGAAACUAAGUAAUUCUGCAAUUUAUAUUCAUUACAAUUUAAGAUUUUACUAUAGAAAUAAAGUUUUCCUUGAUUAGAUAAUGAGAUUUUGUUCAACUGUUCAUAGUUCAUGUCGGCAAAAGUUUUAUUAAGCUUACAUCUAAACUCCUUAUGAGAAAUAUUUAAAGAAGUCAAGUUAAGUUUAUGUUGAAGAUUGAAAAUCUUGCUUUGCCAUGAAUUAUAGCUCUUUUUCAGAACUAAUUCUUUGUCCUCUUUAAAAGCUGAUGCUAAAAGCACAUUAUUAUAUGUGGUACUUGAUUCCAAAUCUCUUGAUCUGAUAUAGUAUUUAAACAUGUUUUCAUAACAUAAGUAGUAGAAUGGAUAAGAACCCAAUUCAGCAUUGACUGCUAAGUUUUAUGUUUUUCUAUGUACACCUAGAAUAUCUUUGAGAAUAUGAUUUUGUUUUUUCAAAUGGAAAACAUUCUGGGGAUUUAACAUCUAAUUUAUAGUCUGUAAUCCAUAUUUCAGAUCCACAUGUUAUAAUUGGUACAAUCAUUGAUUGGUAUAAUUAGAGUAACACAUGUUAUAAUUGGUACAAUCAUUGAUUGGUAUAAUUAGAGUAACACAUGUUAUAAUUGGUACAAUCAUUGAUUGGUAUAAUUAGAGUAAAACUUGGACUGAAAGAUUGUUGUUUCCAGGUAUACUUGAUUUCAAUGCGUAAUAUGCCUUUUAGCACGUUCUGAAAGUUGUUCAGAAGCAAACUUCAGUUUUCCAUUUGAUGUAAAUACAAGUCCUAAAUAUUUAUAUUAAUCUGUUAUACUGACAAUGUUAUGCUUAUAAUAAAAGCCAUAUACAUAUCUUUCACUGAUGCACGUCUAGAUAAAAUCAUUGCAUUGGUUGUUUUUUUUUCCAUAUAAUUAUUCACUUGUAACUUCCACACUGUACAAUAUUUUGCUAAAGCAUUCAGACAAUGUUGAAGUCCAGAUGAAGAUUAAAAAAUUAAAACUAAGUCAUGAGCAAAAAUCAUGACUGUAUUGGUUGGUAUCGUCGCUGUCGGACAAGUAGUAUUGUGGAGUCCCACUCAUGACAUUUCUUCUCUUUUAUCCACUCUCGUGUUGGGCACCAAAUGUACUGACAGCUCCUUUAUAACUUUUUGUGCUUUAUGUAUUUCUUCAGACUGCUUGUUUAUUUCAGUUACCAUAGCUUCUAUUUUAUAGUCUUUUUCUUUCUCUUUGUCUUUGAGCGUUUGAAUAAUCCUUGUGUGUUCCUUUUUUCUUUGCUGAAGUCUUUGAAGUUUUUUUUCCAAAAUACAUACACAACCGUCAUUGCUGUUUUAGUCUUCCUUCAACCACACUUAAAAAUUCUACAUUUGUUUUUCAAGUUUUGUGAUUCGUUCUUCACUAAUUGCCACAUGUUGUGAUGGCUUGCUCUCCAUUGAUUUGAGGUGUUCACAGGCUUUUGCUUCAAAUGCUUGAAUCAGUAUUUGUACAUCUUGUCCCUUCUUUGGUGAAGGUUGUAGGAUGCGAGGAGAGUGAUAGUUAAUAUGCUCUCCAUUGAUUUGAGGUGUUCACAGGCUUUUGCUUCAAAUGCUUGAAUCAGUAUUUGUACAUCUUGUCCCUUCUUUGGUGAAGGUUGUAGGAUGCGAGGAGAGUGAUAGUUAAUUCUAGAUCCUCAGAUGUGAGGUCCAGCGGUUGGAAUGAAUUGUUUGUUAUUUCAUCAACAAUGGUCUUUAGAUACUCGAAUUCCUCUUCAAUCCACUAUUCAUAAAAACUUCCCAGAAUAGUUGCCAGAUAUGUAGUAGAGUAAACAUGAAUAGUAAUUAAUUUUUCCGUUUCCUCCUCUUUAUUGCCUGUAUUUGAGCAUGUUGAAAGCUUGAUCAUCACUUCAUCCACUUCAUUUUCAUUGAGCUGAUCAAUCCAAUUGCAAAUAAAAGCUUUUUUCCUUACUGAACUGGUAGUGGUAUCGGUACGCUUUCAAUCAUGACUUUAGUCGGUCUAUACUGUUUAUUUUGAGGCUUGCCAUUCUCAUGUCGGGUUCGUAAAGGUAUUUGUCAAUGUCUUCAAUUUUGGCGUUAGAGGCUUUGCCUGUUGGUUUUCUAAGACAUUUUGGAAUAGUAUAUUUUUCGAAGUCUAUGACAGAUGACCAAUAAUUUUAAGAUACUACAUUAUUUAUGUCUUGUUUGUUGAUUGGUCAAAUGUCACCAUUUUGUCGAACGAAACACAAUUGUUUUCUUUGCAGGUAAUAGUGGUACUAUUUUCUAUUCUACCACUUAUAUAAUGUUUACUGGUGCCCAGAGUACUGAUCAAAACUACUUACAGGUUGUCAAAUGCCCACUGUGACGAUUUAUAUAACAUCUUCUUUAAUGCUAGCCUAUUGAAUAUAUUAAAUUAAAACUAGAUAUAUUCAGAAGAUGCAGGUAUCCCUAUACCAGAAUUGUUUCAUGAUCCCAGGGGUAGGAGUUUUGAUAACCAGGGUGGGGCUAAAAUGGUCAAAAUGAUUAAAUGUCUUAAUCAGUUGAGAGGCUACUUUAAUUUUGCUUUUACUAUAUAAAAAUUAAAUGCAUAUUAAGGAGAAGCAGAAAGGGAUGUAACAAAAUUGUUCAUUUUGCAACCCAAGGGUUCUGACCCUAGGGCAGAUCCAAAAUAGUCAUAAAGUGUUAAUACAUGUAUAACAUAUAUAUUAUGUAAAGUCUUUCAUCAGUAUGGGCACAUUUGGGGGCAUUUGUGUUUUAAGAACACAUCUUGUUUUAUACUGCUGCUGAAUAUUAGAAUUUAGCUUAGAUAUGCAGAACAGAAAAAUCGUUCUAGAUUUCAUAGCCCUUGAGGCUAGUGAUACUUUUAACUAAUAUUCAGGUGACCAAUAAGGCCUGUGGGCCUUUUGUUUUUCUUUUCUUUUUUAAUUGUUAUGAAACACCUUUACACUUAAAGUCUGUGGAUCAAAUAUGUAUUACUUUUCGAUCACACUUACAAAAUAUUUCUACUGUGAUAUAUGAACAUGAUCUCUAUGCUAUACAGUUGUAACUGGGAUACAUAUUUUAUUAUAAUACUGCCUUUGAAUUCAAACUUUUGUACUACAUGUAUAUGUUAAUUAAGAGUUCUGAAAUCCAUUGAAUGAUCUUUUAUUUAGUAAUAGUACACUUUUAUUUUUAAAGGGAGAAUAAAGGAUCUCUAAAAUUAAUAUUUUUAUUAAGAAAACAUACUGGUGGUGUUAUCAGAUAUGUUAAAUGUGUCUAUUGUUACUGAGUACUAUGCAUGUUACCACAUGGUACUUUUUUUUGCAUAAAAUGCACUACAUAUUUAAAUUAAAUAAACGUAUUUUUAAAGUAA